UUGCCUCAUUUGUAAUUGAUAGCAGAAAUUCCUUGGCGUGGUGAGCAAUUUGUAGGAAUUAACGCGGAAACGCAGAAAUUGGUUGAGGAAGAAGGAUGAGGAGUAUAGCGGUUACGUUCACGUUCGCUAUUUUGCUCUUUUGGGUCGAACCUCUGCAAAUCCAUGCCAAUAAUUCAGUUUCCGCUUUCGUUCAAAACGUCAUCUACUCCAACCGAAUCGCCCUUUUCUCCAAAUCCUAUUGCCCCUAUUGUUUGCGCGCCAAACGCAUGUUUGCUGAACUGAAUGAGCAACCCUUUGUGGUGGAGCUCGAUUUGCGAGAUGAUGGGUAUCAAAUUCAGGGUGUUCUUCUGGAUUUAAUAGGUAGAAGGACAGUCCCGCAAAUUUUUGUGAAUGGCAAGCAUAUUGGUGGAUCAGAUGAUCUCAGUGCUGCGAUCCAAAGUGGUGAAUUGCAGAAACUUCUCAGUGCAAGUUGAUGCUGUACUGACAUCUAUCGUGGGAUAUUCAAGUUUUCAAGUUUCUAGCAUCAUAAUGCUUUUUAGAGGAAUUUCAUACUAUUAUGAUUAUUUGAAACUGCUUGAAUUCUUCAUAUACAAAUAUAGGAAUCUCGAGAGAGAGAAUGAGCUCUAAUUGGUAGAAUUGAUCUUUCUUUCUUUCUUUGGGUUUAAUCGUUAGUUAAGUAAUAUUUCUCUAUAAUUAUUGUUUUGUUGAAUCCAUUUCAAAUCAUGGCAUGAUGACGUCGGGAUAUUGUUUCCAAGAGGAAAACUAUGGGUUUAUGAAUGAACCAAGGUCAA
This is a messenger RNA of Cajanus cajan (pigeon pea), 791 nucleotides long. Its product is annotated as Glutaredoxin family protein. Gene Ontology annotation, biological process: cellular response to oxidative stress. Gene Ontology annotation, molecular function: glutathione disulfide oxidoreductase activity. NCBI's taxonomy places the organism in Eukaryota, Viridiplantae, Streptophyta, Magnoliopsida, Fabales, Fabaceae. The record is from RefSeq and is a predicted model, not a curated record. Gene Ontology annotation, cellular component: cytoplasm.